AUGAGAUGGAAAUAUUCGCAGCAAUACUGGAGCCUGUCGACUGAUCUCCGAUCUUUCAAGGAUCACAAUGCCGCGCAGGUAGAUUUCAUGGUGAUUAACUCUACAGGUCUCCACCUGAUAUCAAAAAAUGAACAGCUUGUCUACCAGGUAUUUCUGCCUUCUUCUGAUUUUCGAGUAUUGAAAUUGGAUGCAGAGGGCCGGCUUCACAUCAAGAGCUAUUCUUCCAACACGAGUUCGUCUUGGACUCUUGUGAAUGAAUUUAUCGCUCCGAGCAAUGACUGUGAGUUGCCAUUUACCUGCAAUGCGCUUGGAGUUUGCAGUGCUUUAUCUGGCGGGUCGAAUUGCACCUGCCCUGCUCGGUUUACAGCAUCUUCGCAUCUGAAAUGCUCGCCAGCAGAUGUCUCUUACAUAGUCGCCUCCUCUGCUUUGUGUCCAAGUGAUCUGAGUACUUCCUACUUGAGCCUGGGAACUGAAAUCAAAUACUUUGCCAACAAGUUCGCAUAUCCGACGAGCAUUGGUAGUGACAUUGAAGCCUGCGAGGAGCUGUGCACUGGCCAAUGUCAUUGUUUAGGUUUCUCCUAUCGAAAUUCAUCUAGAUCCUGUUAUCUAAUCGAGUACUAUCUUGGCUCUUUUUCGAUUUCCAGCACUUCUGAUCCUAUAAACACCAAUGUAUACAUCAAAACGUUUGUUAAUAAUACAUCAGUAUCAUCAGAGAACAUGAGGAAUGCGAGGAAGAAGAACAAUAUGACGAUACUACUUUCCUCAAGUACUGCAGGGUUCGUUCUCAUUGUCAUCACGCUCCUCCUAUUCAUCAGAUUGCAGAGAUCAGAAUCAGACAAAAAGAAAAAUGAAGUAUAUUUUGGAUGGCUGAAAUCGUUGAGUUCAACAUCUAAACCAAGCAAUGAAUUGGAAGAAAUUUCCAUCCCGGGUCUUCCAACAAGAUUCACCUACGACGAGGUAGUGGACACUACCGACGAUUUCCGCACUAAGAUUGGCUCAGGUGGCUUUGGCAACAUCUACAAAGGUGAGCUACCGGACAAGACUCAAGUCGCGAUAAAGAGAAUGAGCGAUACAGCGUCGUCAAUGCAAGGGAAGAAAGAGUAUGUCACUGAGAUCGCAACAAUAGGUAGCAUCCACCACCACAACCUAGUCAGGCUCUAUGGUUUUUGCGCCGAGAAGAAUCACCGAAUUCUGGUCUACGAGUACAUGAACAGAGGAUCUCUAGAUCAGUCCCUGUUCAGGCCUGGCCCUGUCUUAGGUUGGACAGAAAGACUCAACAUUGCGAUAGGCACAGCUCGAGGUUUGGCGUACCUGCACUCUGGCUGCCAGCACAAAAUCGUGCACUGCGACAUAAAGCCUGAAAAUAUACUCCUAGACGAACGUGAAGGAAUCAAGAGGGUAAAAAUCUCUGAUUUCGGACUGGCAAAAUUACUAAGCCGAGAGUCUAUGGAGACAUUUUUCAGUACGAUGAGGGGUACGAGAGGAUACUUGGCGCCAGAGUGGCUAACAAACACCGGCAUAUCGGACAAGUCCGACGUGUACAGCUUCGGCAUGGUGCUGUUGGAGAUCGUAAGGGGCCGAAAGAGUCGGUCGCAGGAUAUCGAAUAUGUAUUGGAGAUGCAUGAGAAAAGGAAGUAUAUGGAGUUACCGGAUGGGAGAUUGGAAGGGAGAGCGACGGCGGCUGAGGUGGAGAGAGUGGUGAAGGUCGCGUUGUGGUGCUUGCAGGAGGAGCCAUGGAUGAGGCCGAGCAUGGGUAGCGUGGUGGCCAUGCUGGAGGGGACGGUGGAGGUGGAGGAGCCUAUGCUGGAGUCUCUGGGGUUCUUAAGGUUGUAUAGCAAAGGGUUUGAAGGGGCCAUGGCCAUGACAAUGGGGUGA
Molecule: messenger RNA, 1875 nt
Organism: Asparagus officinalis (garden asparagus)
Lineage: Eukaryota; Viridiplantae; Streptophyta; Magnoliopsida; Asparagales; Asparagaceae
Product: G-type lectin S-receptor-like serine/threonine-protein kinase At5g35370
Biological process (GO): protein phosphorylation
Molecular function (GO): protein kinase activity; ATP binding
Source: RefSeq, a predicted model, not a curated record